AUGUCUUCAUCAGAAAGUUCAUCGCCAAACCACACACCACAGCCUCGCAUGGUCGUGCACAAUCUCUACAUUCCCGAUUCAGCCGCCGAUGAGAUCGACCUCAACAACCAACCUUGGAUGAUGGCCACCGUCAUUGAUGACGACGAUUUGAUGUUUGGUGGGAAGCCAUUGUGCGCGUGGUAUGAGGAGGACAGGCGCAUGCUCAGUUCAGCCAUGGACGAAGAAGAAACAAGGGGCCGUCAACGCGAACGGUCCCGCGCCGACAGCCACGACCACCACCAGCCGCAACAUCAUGAACAACAACGUCAACAACAACAACAUAACCACCAACACGAUUGCCAUCGCAGCAAGAAGGCGACGAAUACGCGACAGUGA
This is a messenger RNA of Dichotomopilus funicola, 375 nucleotides long. RefSeq lists its product as uncharacterized. Lineage: Eukaryota; Fungi; Ascomycota; Sordariomycetes; Sordariales; Chaetomiaceae. The transcript has a single exon. Bases 1 to 375 code for a protein of 124 amino acids. The record is from RefSeq and is a predicted model, not a curated record.